Messenger RNA from Linum trigynum, 2882 nucleotides. The record is from the annotation of a GenBank genome assembly. Lineage: Eukaryota; Viridiplantae; Streptophyta; Magnoliopsida; Malpighiales; Linaceae.
CGAAUAGCAAUUGAAAUUGAAUCUCAAUCUCAAUCCCAAGAAAUAAUACGUGUAUUCGGUAAUACCAAAUAUAGACAAAUUCAGUACGAUAUUCGAUAUAUACCAAAUACCAGUACCAAACUUCCAGCCCAACACACAACAUAAGGGAAGUCAUAGAUACCACAUGAAUCAAAUGUCCUAAAACCACGAGUUCACACAAUCAACCGGCACAAUAAAGAGAAAGAUAGGAAGGAUUCAACAUCAUCCAUAGUGCUACAACUACUUCCCUAGGUUGCAUGGUACCAUUAAGACUGUCAAUUCAAAGUAUACUAAGUAGGCGAUUGCAAGGAACACGUAAUUGAAUCCCUCAAAUCGAAAUUUGGUAUUUGGACAAUGGACUAGGCUCCAAGCACACACAUAGUAAGCCCGAUAAACACAAAACAUUAGCCAUUCUUUCUGUCCCACCGGAUCCAAACGGAGGUUUAGAUUCGACCGGUGAGACAGCCCCAGAGGAGAUCGACACCAAAUCUGAAGGUCGUGGUCAGAGCAGAGAUUAUUAAAUUGAUGGACGCGGAAAUCAUUUUUGCCAUUUCCGGCACCGAGUGGGUCAGUCCCACUCAAGUGGUGCCUAAGAAGGGCGGCAUGACUGUGGUCCCAAAUGAGAAGAAUGAGCUCAUCUCGAUGAGAAUGGUGACUGGGUAUCGUGUCUGCAUCGACUAUCACCGCCUCAAAGACGCCACAAGAGAGGAUCACUUCCCUCUGUCAUUCAUUGACCAGAUGCUUGAGAGGUUGGCGGGGCACGAGUUUUAUUGUUUCCUGGAUGGGAUGUCUGGGUAUUUUCUGAUUCCCACAACACCAGAAGACGAGGCGAAGAACCUUCACCUAUCCUUUCGGCACAUUUUCCUACCGGUAGAUUCUUUCGGGCUUUGCAACACCCUCGUCACGUUCCAGUGAUGUAUGCUCGCCAUCUUCGACUGUGCGAUGUAUAAAUAGGAUUCUAUGGUGGAUGAGGUGGCCGUAUCUCUGGCAUAGGAAUGCCUUUCUAGAUAAAACCCGAGAUAAAACCUCGGUGUGGAUGGUGGGUAGUACCAAUUGAAAUGAGCUAUGUUCUUAAUGCCCCAAAUAUGAUAGCCUAGAUCGAGGUGACUGACAUGGGUUUAGGGGAGCCGUACUCGAAGGCGUGUAGGUAACCAUAAAAGCCCACAGAAAAGAGCUCACUCACCACAUUUGCCAAACCCUAUUUAUAUUGAAUUGCAUAGUAGACCUAGGCUAGGGUGAGGGAUAGUUCCCCAAAAUACCUGCUUUUAUUCUUAUUUGUUCUCUCUACUAGCUAUUUUGCUUGAAUCCUCCAUCACAAACCCUUAAACCGAUCGGCUAGAUUAUAACAACGUGGGAAGUAGGCUAGUGUAUGAGACCCGAGUGAAGACGACCUUGAUUGCCACUAUAUGAAUACGCCAUUCUAGGUUAAACUUGGCCUAGGAUGAGGUACUUAUUGAGACGUGCUAACUAUUGACAAUGACUUACACAGAUUGAAUCGAUCAUGCACCUCGAAGAAGUUCGAGGUCGGCUAAGAAAUUAUUUGAAUCGACAAACAAAUCACGAAAUAGAGGAAAUCAAGCAUCAACACAUAUGAAAUAAAAGAAUCGUAUUUAGGCCAAACAUUAAGUUUUACAUGACUAGUUACUCUUGGGUUCACAUACCUAUGCAACUAAAGAACUAGCCAACCAACGAAUAGGAUUUCUUGGCAAUCAUUAAUUGAAAUGAAGUCUUCAGAACACCGCUAGAAUCAGCGCCACCAACAGAGAAAACACGGCUAGGGCCAUCAUUUCUAGCACCGAUUCCUCCCUCGAGGUUAGUUUCAUUCUAAUUCAGGUGAGUUGCUCUAUCGACAGAGUAACGACCCUCCAUUGACCUCUUGGCUCCUUCUCACGCAUUCUACCUCUAGAGCUCCAUUUAUAGGUCUUCGAUUGCGGUUUUGGGGAGGAAAACUCGCAGCUACUGCUCCAUAUAGUCAAUCAAAUGCCUCCACAAACAUGGCCCAUAGAAUCAAGAAGCCCCAAGGUAAGUUUUUAAUGAAGUAGAUGAGCUCCGUAAAUCGGCGACAAUGGCGCCAUUUUCCUUCCUAGGGUGCUGUUUGGGCGGCGGUCUUUAAGUAGAUCCUCUCUUCAAUUUUCUACUCCACGAACUAGAUCUCGAUGUCCCUUACUACUGCCAAGUAGUCCACUAGCCUGCUUUGACCUAAAAUUGCACAAAAGCUACCAAAAGCGCAUCAAACCCACAAAAGUAAUAAUAGGGUUGCUAAAACACACUUGAAGCAUUCAUAGCACAAAUCCAAGGUAUUAUGACGAUAAUGAUAUGAAAUUAAUGCACUUUAGGACAUAAUACAGCGCCCUAUAAUAGCUCAUUUUAUGUGUCAUCAAAUAACCUCACGCUUGAACUUUUUUUGUCCCCAAACAAGCCUAAACUCAACAUGCUCUCUAUCACCAAACCUCUAUGAUGACGCAUAGUUUACGAUCUUAAGUAGUGGAUCAUAAGAAGCUUACAAGGUCAAUCCUUGAACUUAGAAACUUUUGAUCCUCACAAUGAUGCUAGAAAUAUACUUCAUAAGGAUGAAAUGAUUCGAUUCUCACGAGAUGGAAUUGUCUUUUCUUACUUGAGUCUUCUUAUACGAAGGUUGGGGCGAAAACGUAGGUAGCUUAAUUAGGAUGUAUUUGUAUUCCAGCCCAGGAAAAGUCUUUUUGAACAAACCCAUUUUCAUAUGAAGACGAUCUUGUCAUGGCGCUUUGCUCUUUUUAAGCGUAGAAGGGGGCUUGUGCUUUGUACUUUGGUACUUAGUGUAGACACCACAUUUUGUCCGGGAUAACCACUCUACUUAAAACUCAAAAGAAAAAUCAAAGGUGAAG